Molecule: messenger RNA, 2283 nt
Organism: Hemiscyllium ocellatum (epaulette shark)
Lineage: Eukaryota; Metazoa; Chordata; Chondrichthyes; Orectolobiformes; Hemiscylliidae
Gene: nasp
Product: nuclear autoantigenic sperm protein (histone-binding)
Exons: 14
Coding region: 178-2145 (655 amino acids)
Biological process (GO): DNA replication-dependent chromatin assembly; CENP-A containing chromatin assembly
Cellular component (GO): nucleoplasm
Molecular function (GO): histone binding
Source: RefSeq, a predicted model, not a curated record
AAGGCGGGAAUAGGAGCGGGUUUCUUUCCGCUGCCAUUUUUUAAACAGGGAGGGUUAGGAAACCCGGGAAACAUUCCGCGGGAAUUACUGCUUCAGUAAUUGUCCGUAUCGUUCAGAUUCUCUGCAGGAUUGAACCCUCUGCACACAGACAGCCCGAGAGCCGAAGGAGAAUUUGAAAUGGCGGAUCAGGAACCGAGUGCCUCCACGUCCAGCGUUGCAGGCAGCGCCGAGGGUGCUGAUGUCAGUGCUGAAGCCACAAAGUUACUUGGAACUGGUAAACGACACAUGGUGAUGGAAGAUUUUGUAGCAGCAGUCAAUACCUUUCAAGAUGCAUGCAGGCUAUUGAGUGAAAGGCAUGGAGAAAUGGCAGAUGAAUGUGGAGAAGCCUAUUUCUGCUACGGAAAAGCCCUUCUGGAGUUAGCAAGAAUGGAGCGUGGUGUUCUUGGCAAUGCUCUUCAAGGAGUUCCUGAAGAUGAUGAUGAAGAAACAGCAGCAGAUGAGGAUUCCAAAGUAGAAAAUGCAGAGAAUGUAGAUGAAAAAGAGAGGGAGGAAUUGAGGGAGCAGGUGUAUGCAGCACUAGCUGAAGAAAAGGAUAAGCCUGCAGACGAUGAAGCACCAGCUGCAAAUGUUUCUGCUGACCAGGAUGUAGCUCACAAAGAAAUAGAGAGCCAUACUGAGACUUCUGAUGAAGAGAAAGCAAGCACUGCAGGAGUGCUCUGUACCACCAAGAAUGAAGCACUGCUUGAAAUAGAAUCGUCCAUUGUCCAGGAUGAUGUCCUAAAUGAACAAGUGGCUAAAACAGCAGGUUGUUCUCUAGGGAAUUGUGAUCAUGCCCAGGAAGGGAAAGCAAAGGACCGAGUGGGCAUUCCAGAAGAUGUAAAGGACCAUCUCCAAGUUAAGAACCGUGCUAGUGAGGAAGUGGCUGCAAAAGAUCACCUUUUGUUGGAGAAUGCUGGGGUGAAGGUGACUGCUGGUGAGACUGUGAAAAUAGUUGAUGAAGUAAAACUGGAACACGACAUAGCCCUUCCUCCACAGGAUUCUUUAGUGGAUAGAGAUGUGAAAGCAAAUGUUGAAGAGGCAUCAGCUCAAGAACAGCUGAGAGUUGAUGAGAGUGAAGAAGAUGAGAUCAAAUCAGAUGAAAGUAAACUCUCAAAUCAGAGGACAGAGGAUGGGACAACUGGUUCUGAAGAACCGAUGGAAGAGGGUGCAGAUGCUUCCGGUGCUGCUGAUGCAAGUGGUGAUGAUGAAAAUGAAGAGACUGGGGAAGAAAAGGAUGCUGAAAGUGAGGAGGUUGAUAAUUUGCAGCUGGCCUGGGAAAUGCUUGAAUUGGCAAAAGUGAUCUUCAAAAGACAAGAAAGAAAAGAAAUACAACUUUGUGCAGCUCAGGCUUACCUGAAACUUGGAGAAGUUGGAAUAGAAUCUGAGAACUACACACAGGCUGUUGAAGAUUUCCACGAAUGUCUGACCAUUCAGGAAAAACACCUCGAGGCACAUAACCGACUACUAGCAGAGACCCAUUAUCAGCUGGGGUUGGCUUACAGCUUGAAUAAUCAAUAUGAUUUCUCUUUGAAACAUUUCAAGGAGUCUUUUAAUGUCAUAGAGAAAAGGUUAGCCAUGUUAACAGAGAGAAUUGAGAAAGCAGAAGAGAAAGGCAAAUCUCCAGCAAAAGACACCGAUGCUGUUUCUGAAGAUAAGCGGGAGAUUGAGGAACUUAAAGAGCUAUUGCCAGAAAUAAAAGCAAAAAUUGAAGAUGCAGAAGAAUCCAAGGAUGAUGGAAGUGCAAAUAAAGCCCUCCAGGAAACAUUGUCUAGACCAUCUGCCUUUUCAGGACUUGAAAAACACAGUCUUGCAAGCAGUGCACCAACAUUAGCAGUGCAGACUGGAAAAGUAACGGGUGAAGCUUCUACUUCCAGCUCAAACUGUGUAUCUAACAUCACUCAUUUAGUAAGGAAAAAAUCUUCAUUACAGAGGAAACCUGAAGAUGGCGAGCAGGAUAACAAAGAUCCUAAAAAAGCCAAGCAGGAGGACUCUGCUGUGAAUGGUGGAUGUGGAGAUACCGCUCAUGAUAGGAAUGGAGUUCCUGAGAAAAUGGAAUCUGAAGAAUCUGUUUCCUCAAAGAAGUCUGAACCUGAAGCUCAGUGCUAGUUAAGAUAUUCAGAUGGCCGGCAGCAUUUUUGCCUGCAAACUGGAUCUUUUUUGUACAUAAUGUAUUUUUGAUUGGCUUUUUUGAACUGUUUUUGUAACACUGUGGAAAUAUUCAAUAAAGAUAAUGUGAUUUGCAAA